AUGAUUGGACGCCCCGAGCUUAUCUUUAAAACCCUCCCGGCAGAUAUGCGAGGUGCGUGUCUGUGGCUGUCCCUCACCUAUUUGGCCACCAGCCUCGACGGGUUGGGGGCACCGGAAUACAACAACUCAACCAUUUUCGGCGGGGGUCUAUUUGUGGAUGCAGAAGUGCUGCUGAACCUGUCAGACCCGUACACGCCCAAUCGGACAAAUGUCUUCUCGCUGGACCUGGACGAGGACACGCUCGCGGACUGGCGUUCCAUGGCGGGUAAAAAGCGCUACGGGGGAGAGUCCCAUAACGGGACCGUGAAAUCCCUACUGGUGGUGGCUUACUCGUUCAUCAUUGUCAUCUCGCUGUUCGGAAACACGCUGGUGUGCCAUGUGGUGAUCAAGAACAAGCGGAUGCACUCCGCCACGAGCCUGUUCAUCAUCAACCUCGCGGUGGCAGACAUUCUCAUCACGCUGCUCAACAUGCCCUUUACUUUGGUGCGAGACCGACCGGGGACAUGACAACCUCGCUACUGUCUAUGGGCACAGGCACAACAAACAUCACUGUACACAGAUGACUACACACACACACACACUCACUCACUCACUCUCACUCACUCACUCACUCACUCACUCACUCACUCACACACUCUCUCUCUCUCUCUCUCUCUCUCUCUCUCUCUGUUGUUUUAAGAGCAUCUUUGAGAUUCUUACGGUAUAAUAAUUAAAUAUAUUAUUUUAACCUUUUUCACAAUGGUAGAUCAGUGACUAUCUCUUGAAGGGGAAGGACGGAUAGGUUUCAAAUAACUUUUAACCAAUUAUCCACAGGUGGUUUGGAUGAUGAGAGUGCUUGCAGUGAGUGUGAUAUGUCUGUGUGUGCUAAAUCGAUCUAUAACGCGCAUAUGGAUAGGAAAGCUCCAGCUUUUCAUCACUCCAUCAUGCCAGUAACAAACAACCUCGUCAACAUGCCUGUGUGGUCUCCGUCAGGUCCGCUUUGUGAACAGCAGCUGGUGGUUCGGGAAGGGUAUGUGCCACAUCAGCCGGUUCGUCCAGUACUGCUCCCUACACGUAUCCACACUCACACUCACGGCAAUCGCGCUGGACAGACGCCAGGUAGGUUAACAGUCAUGCAUAAAAUGGGUGAAUAUCGUGAAUGUCGUGUGUGUGCUUCAUCUAAUUAAAGUGUUGCAAUUUUCUUAGUCUAGUAAAAUAAAAUCUGUAAAGGAAAGCUGUAAGGAAAGUGGGGGCAGCGUCAGCUCUCGAAAGCGCGAGGGGGAGCUGUCCACGCGGCAGUGCUGAAAGUGCCUUAGCUCAAGAGGUUUCUCAAAUAGACUCGCUAAUUGUCAGCUUGUUACCAGGCUGAUAGUUUGAUACAGGCAACUAUUCUGUUGUUUUGUCCUCUUAGAAAUACAUUUUUAGGCAUAGGUCUAUUUCAAUGGAGCGUGACAGUAGAUGUAACAUUAAAUUAUUUGUUUAUUGUCAUAGUUUGAGGGACAAGGCAGCUUCCAAGCUAUAGAGACAAGUAUGUUAUUUUCUGGCAUCUGCUGUAGUCUAUCCUUUCAAUAGAAUGAAUAUUUGGUGGCAUUCACAUUCAGUUGUUUUUCAUACAGUUGUCUUGGAUAUGAGUCUACUAUGUAUUUAUGAGCUACAGAGCUCAAGCGGAGUUUGAGUACGAUUUUUAUCUCAAACCAAAAGUGUGGUUUGUAAGGGAGGAGUGUGUAACAGAUAAUAGCAGCAGGUGUGUGUAAUGGAGUGUGUGUCAUGGCCUGAUAAAAACACUGUGUGUGUGUGUGUGUGUGUGCAGGUCAUUCUCCACCCUCUGAGGCCCCGCAUGUCCCCAGCUCGCGGCGUUGUGUGUGUGAUUCUCAUCUGGGUCAUGGCCAGCUGCUUCUCCUUGCCUCAUGCCAUCUACCAGAAGCUCCUAACCUUCGUGUACAGGUACACGCACAUAAAUACACACACACACACACUUCACCUUUGUGUACAGGUACCCAUCCACCCACAUGCACACGCAUGCACACACACAAAUCGAUAAAACAAAUACUUCACGCACAGGUACCCACACACUAAAUCGAUAGAACAAACACCUCACCUUCGUGCACAGGUACCCACCCACACCCACACACACACAAACACGCACGCACGCACGCACGCACUCACUGCACGCACGCACUCACCACGCACGCACUCACGCACGCACGCACCACGCACGCACGCACGCACGCACGCACGCACGCACUCACGCACUCACUCACGCCGCACUCACGCACUCACUCACGCACUCACUCACCACACCACACACACACACACACACACACACACACACACACACACACACACACACACACACACACACACUAUAUCGAUCAACCAAACACUUCACCUUUGUGUACACAAUGCCCACCAGGUAUUAUUUUCUCACACUUCUCUCUUUCCUCCAGCCUCUCUCACUCUCGCUCUCUUGUUUUGGGGUUUCCAAUAUUCUUGCUGUUUCUCUUGUUGAUUUUUCACGAGUGUAUUCUUCCCUGUGUUAUACUCAUAGCUGGUUAUGGGCUCUCGCUCAUUCUCCUCUCUCUCCCUCCUUUCAAUCUCCUUCUCACACCCUCUCCCCUCCCCCCCCCCCCCCCCCCUCUCAGUAAAGAGAAGGUGCGCAGCCUUUGUGUCCCCGACUUCCCCGAGCCCUCUGACGUCUACUGGCAGUGCAUCGACCUCCUCACCUUCAUCCUCCUCUACGUCCUACCCCUCCUCAUCAUCACCGCUGCCUACUCAACCGUGGCACGCCGCCUGUGGCGACGUAACGCUAUCGGGGACACCACCACUGCGCAGUUCGCGGUGCAACGGCGGCAGCGUCGGCGCACCCUGGCUAUGUUGUUGGCGGUUGUUGGGGUGUUCGCGGUUUGCUGGUUCCCUCUGAACUGCUACGUGGUGCUUCUCUCCAGCCAGGCCAUUCAGUCAUCCAAUGCCUUGUAUUUCUGUUUUCAUUGGCUGGCGAUGAGCUCGACGUGUUACAAUCCCUUCAUCUACUGUUGUCUGAACCCUGCCUUCCGCCAGGAGCUAAAGCUGCUAUUGGGCAUGUGCUGGAGGAGGGGGCGUGGAGGGGUGGGGCCGGUGCUGGUGGCUCCGCCCUCCUGCGCACCCUGCCAGAGAGCCGCCUGGCCGGAGAGCCGCACCUGCUCUCGGCCGAGUCACGCCUCUUCACACCCGAGCCACGCCUCUUCUCGGCCAAGCCACUCCUCAUCCUUUCACCAGCCUCCUAAAGACAGGCAUGUCCUCUUCUCCGCUAGACAUGCCCAUAAAACAGACAUUCUAUCAGUGGAGCCCAUAGUAGCUGUCAGUUAA
Coregonus sp. 'balchen' is the source of this 3324-nucleotide messenger RNA. The record is from the annotation of a GenBank genome assembly. Lineage: Eukaryota; Metazoa; Chordata; Actinopteri; Salmoniformes; Salmonidae.